Molecule: messenger RNA, 3342 nt
Organism: Drosophila busckii
Lineage: Eukaryota; Metazoa; Arthropoda; Insecta; Diptera; Drosophilidae
Exons: 10
Coding region: 16-2691 (891 amino acids)
Biological process (GO): transmembrane transport
Molecular function (GO): monocarboxylic acid transmembrane transporter activity
Source: RefSeq, a predicted model, not a curated record
GCAAACGCCAGCAACAUGCAGCUGCCACAUCAUUGUCAUGCCACAAAUCCGUUGCGCUUUCCUCAAGCGCCAAGCAAACGGCAUUGUGACAAUUUCGGCAGCUAUGCCACAUUGCCAGCCAACGAGCAGCAGCAGCAGCAACACGCCUACGCCUGCAAUCGCCAUUGUCCAGCGCAGUCAGCAGCAGCCCCACCGCCUCCUCCGCCACCACCAGCAGCAGCCAUGUCCGCGCAUAUAAAUCCACAAUGCUGUUAUAUGUAUAAUCCACACUAUGCUGCGCCGCCGCCGCCACCGCCACAGCUUUGCCUAUGCGAUAAUUGGUACCAACAGCAGCAACAUGCACAGCAGCAGCAGCAACAUGCCACACGCAGCAAGCCACUUGUGCAGAAUGGCGGCGGCUGCUACUUUGGCUACGAGGGUCUGCAUGCCAGCCAUAUAACCGAUGAGGAGGAUUCCGCAUUUCCAGCCCUCGCUGAUCGUGAAUUCCACUUGCUGCAUCGCAACAUUCCUGCCCUCAGACGCACUGGCGUCGAUACAACGCGCAUACGGCAGUACUUUUAUCCCGAUGGCGGCUGGGGCUGGAUCAUUUGCGGCGUCUCCUUUCUGGUGCACAUCCUGACCACUGGACUCCAGUUGAGCUAUGGCCUCUUGUCCUUCUAUGCGGUGCAGCAUUUGCACAACACCAGCGGCAUAGAGCUGCUGGGCGCACUGAGCUGGUCGAUUUCCAUGCUGGUCAUACCCUUUGUUGUCUCGCUGUGCCGCAAGCGCUCGAUACGGCUGCUCUCGAUUGUGGGCGGACUGGUGAUGCCGCUGGGCAUACUCUUUACAUCAUUUGCCACCGAAUUCGGGCAGGUUGUGUUCAGUUAUGGCAUUGUUUUUGGCAUUGGCGUUGCGAUGGUGCGAGAGGCUUCAACCGUGAUGCUCGGCAAUUACUUUAAGCGUCGGCGGCAAUUCGUCGAAAUGGUGGCCAUGUCCGGCGAGGGGGUGGGCAUUGCUUUAUUCUCGGUGAUACUUAAGGAGGGCGUCGGCAAGGCGGGCUGGCGCCUUGGCCUGCAGAUUGUGGCCGCCCUCAUGGCUCUCAGUUUCUUCAUGGGUCUGAUGUAUCGACCCGCCUCGCUCUACCACCCACAGCGUCGUGCCAUUCAGCACUUGAAAAAUCAACGCAAAAAGUUACGUGAAAAGAAGCCAAUCAUUGCCCAUGAGCUGGAGUCGUCGCCCACGCGUUAUCUAUUCCUGGACAUAUCAUCGCUUCGAUCUGUUACCGUUAAGAUUCUAUUAAUGACCUCCAGCGUCGCUGCCCUGGGCAUCUAUACGCCCAUGUUCCUCAUGGCACUUAAUGCAGCCAAAGAGGGCUCCGAUGUUCAGGAGCUGGUGCUGCUGCAGACCUUUCUGGGCAUCUCCAUGGCGCUGGGCGUCGUUAUAGCGGGCGCUCUGCUGCGUCGCUGCUUUGUCAUACGGCAGCUUGUGAUUAAUACCAAAAUUGUUGCGCAGCUGUUUAUCGCAAUUGUGGCGCUGGCCAUUCUCUUCCUCUCCUUUGUCAUGGGCUACAAAAGCAUCUGCGUGCUCAGCUGGCUCUACGGCAUUGGCCUGGGCGGCUUUCAGUAUUCGCUCAAGAUCUUGGCGCUGGAGCGUGUGAAGCUGAAGCAUUUCUCCAAAGCCUGGGGUUUUAUACGCGGCGUGCAGAGCGUGCCGCUGCUCAUAAGCGUGCCGCUUAGCUCGUUCCUGAACGACUAUUCGCUCAAGUAUGGACGCGCGGGUUAUUACAUUUGCUCAGCCGCAGCUGCCAUAGCGGGCAUUAUAAUUUUCUUCAUCAGCGAAUCGCAGGAGCAGCAACAGCAGCAGCAGCAGCAACAUGGAGGACGCGCUCAGCUCAAUGGACAUUUGCCUACGCCCAUGCUGACGCGUCAUUCCUCAGCGCGACAGCAUCGCGCACCCAAUUUGCAUGUGGAUUUUGGUUAUACGGAUUAUCCUGCACCCGAUUUGCUCAGUCGCAGCUGCAUGAGUCUCAAUCAAAUGGAGCCAUAUUUAGCGCCAGCCGCCAGUUAUUGUCCACGUCGCCACAUGCCACAGCCGCUGCCACAGCAUCAGCAUCAGCAUCACUAUCAUCAUCACCAGCAGCAGCAGCCACAUCAGUCCUAUUCGCAUGCCCCAACGCUGCCCCUCGCCUGUCACAAUCUGCAGACGCAACAGUCAUCACGGCUGCCCUAUCAACUCGGCCAAGGCAGCAUUGGCGCCAAGAUGGGCAAACGUCUGCAGCGCAGUCUCUCGUUCAUCCAGCAGCACAGCAACUGCUGCGAUGGCCAAAUGUACUGCAGCUGGCAUAGCACCUAUGAGUUGGGAUGCCGCAAGUCCCCCAAAUCCCAGGACAGACAGCCGCUCAUUUGCACUUGUAGCAGUCCCAACUCGACAGCAUAUGGGGGAGCUGGCGCCAGCUCCGCUCGCAGCCGCAGCGUACCCGAAGGACUAUCGACAAUGUCAACGCAGUGUAACUGCCGUCAUGCCACGCCCACGCGUGAGUUUAUCUACGUGCCACACGCCUAUGCCUCAUUGCAAAGGCAAAGUCGUCAGCUCAGAUCUCAGCCACAGUCGCAGCCACAGCCACAGCCACAACCAACUCAAUGCCGUCUAAAGCGCUCGCAGUCGCUCUGUCGACCUGUACAGUUUGUAGAGCAAAUCACCACGUCCGUUUAAGCGUCGCACAGCUGUCAUUGGAACCAGCAGCGAGUGGAGUUGGGUGUACCCCAAUCCCAAUUUACGUGCAUGGCAUACAAAUUGUCGCUUUUGAUCUUGGCGCUAGUUUAGUUUUUUUAUUUUCAAAUCGAACCCACACAAGAAUGCAACUCAAUGAAUUUUUUGUAACCCUAAAACCUUCUAAGCUCUUAAACUUAAGCUAUUGCGGUUUCCUAUAUUCAACUUGCUGUUUUUUUUUUUUAUUCAAGCAGCAACUUUGCUGCCAGGCAACAAUUUUCCAAUUUUAAUAACAAAGGCAAACUCAAUGCGUUUACGUUUGAAUCAACAACGUUUGUAUACAUAUUAAAUGGUCCAUUUAUAAACGAAAAAAAAUACAAAAAGUAAUAAUAAUAAUAUACGUAUAUACAUAUGAAUUGCCAGCACAAACAAUUUAUCCACCGAUAGCAAUGCGCUGUAUACAUAAAAAAAAUGAAAACUCAAUGAAUUGAGGCAAUUAAAUAGCCGUAAGGCUCACACACACACACACACACAUACAAAUUUGCAUUUACUACUUAAAAAUUAAGAAGUAAUAAUUGAAACAGCAGAAGUCACAUCUCAGUUAUAUAAAAUUGACAGCAACAACGUUAAAAAUUGUUUUAUUUAUUGAUUACA